AUGCCCCUCAACACCUCCUCAAACUCAACCAGUAGAGAGGACACCAACAACAACAACAACAGGAAGAGCAUCAUGCUCCUCAACACCUCCUCAAACUCAACCAGUAGAGAGGACAACAACAACAACAACAACAGGAAGAGCAUCAUGCUCCUCAACACCUCCUCAAACUCAACCAGUAGAGAAGACAACAACAGGAAGAGCAUCAUGCUCCUCAACACCUCCUCAAACUCAACCAGUAGAGAAGACAACAACAACAACAACAACAACAGGAAGAGCAUCAUGCUCCUCAACACCUCCUCAAACUCAACCAGUAGAGAGGACAACAACAACAACAACAACAGGAAGAGCAUCAUGCUCCUCAACACCUCCUCAAACUCAACCAGUAGAGAGGACAACAACAACAACAACAACAACAGGAAGAGCAUCAUGCUCCUCAACACCUCCUCAAACUCAACCAGUAGAGAGGACAACAACAACAACAACAACAACAUCAACAACAGGAAACUCAAGCUACACUCACAACCAACUCAAGUUUUAAAAAACACAAACAAAAAGCGUCCACCUGAAGUUUGGACCAAUCAGACACGGAACACCACGGUAUUUACUGUCAGUCCUGGGAAUAAACCACCGAACUGCGAAUGA
Messenger RNA from Oncorhynchus gorbuscha (pink salmon), 642 nucleotides. RefSeq names its product GATA zinc finger domain-containing protein 15-like. The coding region runs from base 1 to 642 and encodes 213 amino acids. The transcript has 2 exons. The record is from RefSeq and is a predicted model, not a curated record. Lineage: Eukaryota; Metazoa; Chordata; Actinopteri; Salmoniformes; Salmonidae.